AUGCAAAUACUGAUAUUGUUUUCAUUUUUUAUUUUACCGAACUUUUAUUCUGUGAAUUGUAUUCCACUUGGAAAACAGACUUCUUAUAAUGAUGAAGAAGCUCGAAAAUUAGUGAAUUUGGCAGCCGCAGCUUAUGGAACAAAACACGCGCCAUGCAUUAAUAAGUGAGAAAAACUUUCAUUUUAUUUGCAUACCUUUUUUAUUUUCAGAAGCUAUGGAAAUGGUGAAAAUUUCCAUAUUGAAACAAUUGUUCGAAAAGAAUGUGAUCAUUUGGAUAGUACUUGUGAAGCAUUUGUUGGUCAGUUUUUUAUUUGUCUUAUUUUUUAACACUAUUAAAACAUUUUCUUUUUAGUUGUUUCCGAAAAUACACUACGAAUUAUUGUUGUUUUCCGUGGCACGAAAACAAAAACACAAUUAUUAUUAGAAGGUUGGCAAUCAAUAAAUGAUGGUGUUGACUUUUUUGAUAUGGGAAAUGUGAAUCGAUAUUUCUUAAAUGCUCAUAUGGUUUUGUGGCCAGAAAUUGAGCAGAUUUUGAAAAAUCAAAAAUGGGCGGUAAGACAUAAAAAGGUAUUUCUGACAUCAUAUUCUUUUUUCCAGAACUAUCAUGUCACUUUCACAGGACAUUCUCUCGGGGGAGCAUUAGCUUCUUUGGCAGCAGCAAGAACUGCAAAACAACAAUAUCGAAAUGGAAAUCAGAUCCAAGUUUAUACCUUCGGACAACCGAGAGUUGGUCAUAUUGAAUAUGCAAGAAACUUUGAUCAAUUAGUUCCAACAAGUUAUCGUGUUGUUUUUCGAAGAGAUAUUGUUCCACAUCUACCAGCUUGUCAUAAGAAUCAAACAUUUAUUUCGGAAUAUGAAGGUGGAGCUAAACCUUGUCAUGCUUCACAUAAUGAUUAUUAUCAUCACGGAACUGAAAUAUGGUAAGCCCUUCUUGUUAUUUAUUUAUUCAUUUCUGUGAUGAAAACAAAGAUUUUCAGGUAUCCAGAUGAAAUGAGUCCCGGUGCUCAUUACGUAGAAUGCCUAGGAACUCCAAAAAAUGAAGAUUUCUCUUGCUCUGAUCGUAUAAAAUUCUACAUCGAUCAAUCUGAUACUUAUACUUGGGACCAUCGACAUUAUUUCGGUGUUAAAGUACCACCAUAUGGAAAAACCGGAUGUGAUUCUAAAUUUCCGGAAGGCAAACCAAGUGUCUUCGAAAAUGUUGUCAAUCGGAUAAAUCUUCUUACAAGAACAAUUGGAUUGGAUUAG
Molecule: messenger RNA, 1245 nt
Organism: Caenorhabditis angaria
Lineage: Eukaryota; Metazoa; Nematoda; Chromadorea; Rhabditida; Rhabditidae
Source: the annotation of a GenBank genome assembly